UCAAGCUUUUCUAUCUGUGGUUUUGAACUGCAGCUUUAAUGCGGCCUCAUUUGAUAUUUCAUCUAAUAUACUGCUGCUCAUCUUGACCAGGAUAGAUAUUCUAUCUCACUGGGACAUUCAAUAAUAAAAUGAACAAUCUUUUUUUAAUUGUGCAGAAUGUCUCCUACUGUUCGGUGCGCACCCGGUGAUAUACGCACAUCCAGAGAAUCAGAGGCGCGCAGCAGGUCUUCUCCGGCUCUCCGCAGCCCCGCAGAAGAAGCUGGUGACGCCGCAGAAGCCUCUUUUCUUCAGAAACUACCGUCGGUCUUCGGAGGAGCAGCGUCCUCGAAACACCCGCAGCUCAGGAUCAGACGGUGUGGACAGCGGGGCAGGCGCAGGGUGAAGGCCAACGACAGGGAGCGUCACCGCAUGCACAACCUCAACUCGGCUCUGGACGCGCUGAGGGGCAUCUUACCGGCGCUGCCCGACGACGCCAAGCUGACCAAGAUCGAGACUCUGCGGUUUGCGCACAACUACAUCUGGGCCCUGACUGAGACCCUGCGCAUGGCGGACCAGCACGGACACACGGCGGAUUACCUGCCGGUGGUGUCGGAGCUCCGGAGCCCGUCCAGCAUCCUGUCCUCAGACUCUGGUUACACGGGCUUGGAUGAGUUUGACCCAAGCUCUCACACAUCAGUCAAUGAGAUGAACUGUGGAAUCUUUGCAAGACGAGAAAACGUUUAUUUCACUUCAGUAUGUGGGGGAAAUUAUCUGAGAAACACUUUGCACUAUUGAUACUUUAUAAUUCCUUGUAGGGAUCAGUAACUGGA
Messenger RNA from Paralichthys olivaceus (Japanese flounder), 809 nucleotides. NCBI's taxonomy places the organism in Eukaryota, Metazoa, Chordata, Actinopteri, Pleuronectiformes, Paralichthyidae. The record is from RefSeq and is a predicted model, not a curated record.